CGCCAGACACCACUCCCCACUAGGUCUGGUCGUUCUCUCCUCUAGCUACCUCUCUUUCUCUCUCUCUCUCCUCUUUCAGUGUUCGUUCGAACGCGGCCCGGUACGGUUCUGUCGCUCCGUGGUGUCGAAGGGUCCGCUUCGUCAUGGGAGCUCACUGCCGUGAUGGUGUCGGCAGGUCACCUCGGUAGCCAGUUCCCAACGCCAAUGUAGCUUCCUCAGAGUGGCUCGCGUGGUUUUUACGGUCCUUGUUUGCCGGUAAGGGCGGGUGUGCGCGACGAGGAGGAUUAUUGGGGUGGGUGUGCGUGUGGUGUGAGGGAAGGCGAGAUAGUGAUAAGGUAGACAGAAAAUUCUCUCUCCAAGCUCGUCUGAUGAUGAGUAGACGAUACCUAAGACCUCGAGUGGAAGACUGGAGUAAUUAGUAAGCAAGUACUAAGAGAGCCAACUCUUUCGAGCUAAUGGAAAGCUGGAAAACAAGUGUACAAGUUGUUAUUCGCGGGCAAGCUCCGAAACGUCGUAAGCCUUCUCUUCAGUAAAGAUGUCAUGUUUAUGUUACGCGCGCAAAUUAUCGGAUUCGUCGACAUUUUCGUGUUUGUAAUUAAAUCUGGGUUCGUUGUACGAUGUUGAUGCGACAAGGAAAAGAAGUCGCAAGAGGAUAGCAGAAAAGAAAGCUAAAUAGUGGACUUUCAAGUCCACUUGUUUGCUCGCUCGAGGCUCGCUCGAAAGUAGAGAUCUGUUUUGCUUUUUUGCGCCUCUUCUUCUAAAAGGAGAGGCAAAGCUCGCGGAAUUGUCGUUUGCCGGGGUCAGGUGGGAGUAGCGAUUCAAAAUAACGUCGUAAGAAGAUUACAUCGCUUGUCGCCCUGAAUGAAGAACGAGACUCCUGACGGAGGUGCUUCAUUUACGAAGAGACGUCGGCCAGGUUGCUAGGAGACGGCGCAAAGUUCCAGUCGUAAUUUUCUGGACACGGGCAAAAUGUCUGGCAACUACUCGACACGCUGCGAGCCGGGCCUGAUGAUGCCGAUGUGGCAUCCAGCGGAUAACCUGCACCUGAUCGACAUCAUCUUUCGAGGCGUGGUUUACUUUGUCCUGCUUUUGUAUCUAUUCAUCGGCGUGUCGAUCAUCAGUGACCGGUUUAUGGCCGCCAUCGAGGUGAUCACGUCUAAAGAAAAGGAGCUGGUGGUGCAUCGUCAAGGCAGAGAGCCACAGAUCGUCGUGGUGCGGGUGUGGAACGAGACGGUGGCCAAUCUGACCCUGAUGGCGCUCGGCAGCAGCGCGCCCGAGAUCUUGCUGUCCAUCAUCGAAAUUUGGGCGAAGAACUUCCAAGCCGGCGAACUCGGUCCGGGCACGAUCGUCGGCUCGGCCGCCUACAAUCUCUUCGUUAUCAUCUCUUUGUGCGUCUUUGUAAUCCCUAACGGCGAGACCCGGAAGAUAAAGCACCUGCGCGUCUUCUUUGUUACUGCAACUUGGAGCAUCUUCGCCUAUGUGUGGCUCUACGUUAUCUUGGCGGUUUCUAGUCCAGGUGUGCUGGAGGUCUGGGAGGGUAUAUUGACCUUCUCCUUCUUUCCAGCCACGGUUCUGUCGGCUUACAUCGCCGAUCGAAGACUGCUGAUUUACAAAUAUCUGCACAAGGGCUAUCGGAUGAACAAACGAGGUGUGAUCGUACAAGCAGAGUCCGGGGACUCUGAGGUGGGGGUAGAGUUGGAGAUAAAGCCUCAGCAAGAUGGUCUCCACAGCAUGGUGGACCGUCUGGCCGACGCUGACUCUCCCGAGGCGAAGGAGUUCGAGCAGACCCGCAGAGAUUACAUUAAUACCUUGAAGGAAUUGCGCAAAAAGUACCCCACCCUACCCCUGGAGCAAUUGGAAGUCAUGGCUCAUGAGGAGGUGUUGGGCAAGGGUCCCAAGAGCAGAGCUUUCUAUAGAGUGCAGGCUACGAGGAAGAUGGUGGGCGCGGGUAAUCUCAGUAGAAAGAUCAGCGAAAGGGCGCAAAGCGACCUCAGCGAGGUCAAGGCCGAGCUGCAGAAGCAGGAAGCCGAGAGCAUCGACAUCGAGCAUGUCAACGCUAUGAGAGUGUUCUUCGAGCCUGGCCAUUACACCGUAAUGGAAAACGUAGGAACCUUCGAAGUAGGAGUCACCAGGGAUGGUGGUGAUCUCACCAGACCUUGCAGUGUGGAUUAUUGCACAGAGGACGGUUCCGCCGAGGCGGGAUCUGAUUACGUGAGUGCCAAGGGCACCCUGACCUUCGAACCUGGCGAGACUAAGAAGACUAUCAAGCUCUCAGUUAUCGACGAUGAAUUGUUUGAGGAGGACGAGCACUUCUAUGUCAGGCUCAGUAACGUGUCGCAGCCGGCGAUGCUGGUCUCACCGAGCCUAGCAACGGUGAUGAUCUUGGAUGACGAUCAUAGCGGCAUCUUCGGCUUUCCGGAGAGGGACGUGGAGUUGGUGGAAAGCGUGGGCCAGCAUCCCCUACGGGUCGUGCGCUACAGCGGCGCCCGCGGCCGCGUCAUCAUCCCUUAUCGCACCGUGGAAGGCACCGCAAAACCCGGCAAGCAAUACGUGCACACCGAGGGCAGUUUGACUUUCGAGGACAAUCAAACAGAGAAAAUCAUCAACUUGGAGAUCAUCGAGGAGGAUUCCUACGAGAAAGACGCGCUCUUUUACGUCGAAUUAGGCGAGCCACUGCUACAAGGAGCGGAGGCAGGAAUGGCGGCGGCGGCGGAGAUGAAGCAGCCGGAGGAGAGAACGGAGGAAGAGAAAAUGGCGUUGCUGGGCAGACCGCGGCUGGGCGAGGUGUCACGGGCUCAGAUCAGAAUCAAGGAGUCGAAAGAGUUCAAGAACACCGUGGAUAAGCUCGUACAGCGGGCGAACGCCUCCAUAAUACUCGGCACAAGCUCCUGGAAGGAACAAUUUACGGAGGCACUGACCGUUAGUGGGGGCGACGAGGAUGAUGCCGAUGGAAGCGGUCAACCGUCUUCACCAUCGGCGAUGGAUUAUCUCAUGCACUCACUCACCAUCUUCUGGAAGGUUCUUUUUGCCUUCGUCCCACCGACUGAUAUUGCCGGCGGUUAUCUGUGCUUUAUCGUCAGCAUCUUGGGAAUUGGCGUGGUCACGGCGGUAAUCGGCGACGUCGCCUCGUACUUCGGUUGCACCCUGGGCAUCAAGGAUUCCGUCACUGCGGUGGUUUUCGUCGCUCUUGGUACUAGCAUCCCCGACACGUUUGCCAGCAAAGUAGCCGCCUGUCAAGACAAGUACGCUGACGCGAGUGUAGGCAAUGUGACCGGCAGUAACGCGGUGAACGUCUUCCUCGGGAUCGGCGUUGCGUGGAGUAUCGCCGCUAUUUACCAUGCCUGCAAUAACCAGACGUUUUUCGUCGAACCCGGCAACUUGGCCUUCUCCGUUACCCUGUUCUGCACUGAAGCCUGCUUGGUGAUCCUGGUGCUGCUGGUGAGGCGGACGAAGUCGAUCGGCGGCGAGUUGGGUGGGCCUUUUAUACCGAAGGUCAUCACAUCCGUGUUCCUGUUCUCCCUCUGGCUCUUCUACCUCAUCAUGUCCACCCUCGAGGCCUACGGCGUGAUCCAGGGCUUCUAAAUCAAGGCCCGUGCGACGCCACUACGUCGGCCUAUCCACUGCGUGUAUCUUAGCUCUGGCGUCCGCCAAGGCGUGUGCUCAACGAAACUUCUACCUGGACACAAAGAAGCGAAAUCGGGAAAAUGGCACGAUUUCGCGAAAGAACGAACUCUGACUGUGCCGGGAACUCACAUAAGUUCACCCCCGACCUGAGACAAUUAACAACGAACGUGAUCGCGUGACGUAUUCAAUGCGUGGAUAUGUGUAUGCGUGUGCGUGUGCGUGUGUAUGCGUGUAUAGGUACCUGAGAGCGCGAGUGUGCUUGUUGCGAGUGCGUCCCCCAACGAAGAGAAGGAAGAAAAUCAAUCGGGAGAAAGAGUAAGACGAAGAAGGAAAGAAAGAAGAAGGGUGGAGGGAAAGACAUGUGCGAGGAAAAAGUGAGUUUGCCUUAAAAUAAUACAAUUCAAAAGAAAGAAAGGAAGAAAGAAAAAAAAGUAACAAACGUUCUAGUCGAGCCAUACUCUCCCACGAUGAGGGAUCAUGGCUGUUAUCGAGGAGAGGAGAGAAGAGAAGAGAAGCAAAUGAAGAAAAAGAGUAUAUAUGGUAUACGCGUGUGCUGCCGAGAAUCGCGGCGUACGCGCGUGUACAUAGUGUAUUUAUUUAAUCCUUUAAGGAGUACAGGUUUCUAUGGUAUUUUAGUAGCGGACUGUAUUGCAAUUCCUUUUUCGCCAGAGAUCGACGUCGCUAAUUUUGUAUGGACGUAUAUACUGUUGUACGACAUAUAUAUAUUCCGUUGUCGGGAGGA
Messenger RNA from Odontomachus brunneus, 4366 nucleotides. RefSeq names its product sodium/calcium exchanger 1 (gene Calx). Gene Ontology annotation, cellular component: sarcolemma; axon; postsynapse. The transcript has 9 exons. Gene Ontology annotation, biological process: cell communication; calcium ion import across plasma membrane; sodium ion transmembrane transport. The coding region runs from base 970 to 3582 and encodes 870 amino acids. Gene Ontology annotation, molecular function: calcium:sodium antiporter activity. Lineage: Eukaryota; Metazoa; Arthropoda; Insecta; Hymenoptera; Formicidae. The record is from RefSeq and is a predicted model, not a curated record.